Messenger RNA from Prunus mume (Japanese apricot), 1483 nucleotides. RefSeq names its product Pectin lyase-like superfamily protein. The record is from RefSeq and is a predicted model, not a curated record. Gene Ontology annotation, molecular function: pectinesterase activity. Gene Ontology annotation, biological process: pectin catabolic process; cell wall modification. Lineage: Eukaryota; Viridiplantae; Streptophyta; Magnoliopsida; Rosales; Rosaceae.
UCUCUCUCUUUCUCUCUCUCACAUUACAAUUUACAUGGAUGUCCAUAGAAGCACCCGUGACUUCUUAACUCUGUCUAGACUGUCAUUGAUUCUCCAAUUCAGCAUAACUUUCCACCUAAAACAAAAGCCAUUCUCUACAUAUAUAAACCAAACCAAGCACAAGCACAAGCCUUUCUCUAUAUAUAAAAGCACUUGGAAUUCCAAACUAAUUGACAUACUCUCUAUUACUCUUUAUACUCAUAUUCUCUCCUCCUCAUUUCAGUCCCAAUUCUUUUUUCUGUUUUAAAAUUAAAUGCCAACAUUCCAACACAUUUUCUAUGUUAUUAUUGUUCUUCUUCUCUUCAAUUCAACCCAAACACAAUGCCACAGCAAGGGACUUCGACCUGGGAAUUCAGCUGGGAAAGCACAUUUGACCAAGAACAUGACACAAGCCCAAUUCUCAGAACAGCAAUUCAUGAAGUGGGUGAGGUUUGUUGGAAGGCUGAAGCACUCUGUGUUCAAGACAGCCAAAAAUAAGCUCUUCCCUUCUUACACUCUGCAUGUGGCUAAGAACCGUGCUGCUGGAGACUUCACAACCAUUCAGGACGCCAUUGACUCUCUCCCUUUCAUCAAUCUCUUGAGAGUGGUCAUCAAGGUCCAUGCAGGGGUCUACACGGAGAAGGUUAAUAUACCUCCAUUGAAAUCAUAUAUAACCAUAGAAGGAGCAGGGGCAGACAAAACAAUUGUCCAAUGGGGAGACACUGCUCAAACACCAUCUGGUCCAAAGAAACAACCUAUGGGGACUUACAAUUCUGCAACUUUUGCUGUGAAUUCUCCUUAUUUCAUUGCCAAGAACAUCACAUUCAAGAACACUACACCAGUCCCAGCACCAGGAGCAAUUGGUAAGCAGGCAGUGGCAUUUAGAAUAUCAGCAGAUACAGCAGCCUUCUUGGGGUGCAAAUUCUUGGGGGCACAAGAUACACUCUAUGAUCAUUUGGGAAGGCAUUAUUACAAGGAUUGCUACAUUGAAGGUUCAGUGGACUUCAUCUUUGGAAAUGGACUCUCCCUAUUUGAGGGAUGUCACGUGCACGCAAUAGCACAGAACAUAGGAGCGCUCACAGCACAAGGCAGGAGCAGCCUGUUGGAGGAAACGGGCUUCUCAUUUGUAAACUGUAAGGUCACGGGCUCAGGAGCACUCUAUCUUGGUAGGGCAUGGGGUCCUUUCUCCAGGGUGGUCUUUGCAUACACAUAUAUGGACAACAUUAUCAUGCCUAAAGGCUGGUAUAACUGGGGCGACCCUAACCGUGAAAUGACUGUGUUUUAUGGGCAAUACAAGUGCACUGGACCAGGAGCUCGCUUUGCAGGGAGGGUUUCGUGGUCUAGAGAGCUCACUGAUGAGGAAGCCAAGCCUUUUAUUUCCCUUACCUUCAUAGAUGGCUCUGAGUGGAUCAAAUUGUAAUGAUUGAUCAACUAAAAUACCAAAAUUAUUUUUUCAAAUAAAAAG